UUCCCAAGGAGCUGCGAACGGAGGGGUUUGGCAUGGAGAAGGGAGCUGCCCUGCGUCUCACGCUGAUCAUCGCCACCCAGGCUCUUGUGUCCCCCUCCAUUGCAAACCCCGAGGAAUGCCGAGAGGGCGAAUACCUGGAUGACCAUGGCGAAUGCAACCCCUGCAAGGAGUGUGGCCCUGGAUUCGAACUCUCCAAGGAGUGUGGCUAUGGGGAAGGGAAGGAGGCUGAGUGCACCCCAUGCCAGCCCAGGAGGUUCAAGGACAGGUGGGGACCGCAUGGCUGCAAGUCCUGCCUCUCCUGCUCACUGAUCAACCGGGCCCAGAAGUCCAACUGCAGCACAACCUCCGAUGCCACCUGUGGAGGCUGCUUCCCCGGCUUCUACAGUAAAACUCAGAUUGGUGGAUUCCAGGACCUUGAAUGUGUGCCAUGCACAAAGCAGACCCCACCUUCCGAACAACAGUGCCUUUCUAGAAUUGGCUUAGAAGAAAGUUCCACGGAUCCUGCCCAAGACCCAGCUCUGGUGGUGCUCACAAGCAGCGCCCUGGCACUCCUGGCGUUGGUCCUCCUGACGGUCGCCAUUCUCUACUGCCAGCAAUUCUGGAAGAGCCAGUUCCAACAGGUGUUUUUGAGAAGUCAGAAUGUCUCUGGGCAGAGAGUGACAUUUCAGACAUCUGCUGGGCCAGCUGGUUUCCACGACCUGCCGCCAGAUGCUUGCUCCUUGGACCUCAGGAACUUCAGGUCUCUCUACAGACCCCCAGAAGGCCCUGCCGGAGCUCUUCAGUUUAUCCCAGGAGCGGAUGUUUCUGGAUCCCGCCUCCCGCAUCCACAGCCUGAUACAGAUUGGUCCAAGCUGGUGACUGUCACUUCCAAGACCCCCACAGCCAGGAGCCCCUUGGAGACGCAGCCCCUGAUGGGGACUUCUGGGCUCCACAGCUGCUCCUUCCACGGGGGCUUUUCCGAGAGCAGCGAGGACCACAGCAGAGGUCCUGAUGGCCUGGCCCAGCCCGCCUCCUGCGCCAGGGAAUCUCAGCAUUGCUGGCCUCACGCCCCAGUGGAAUGCACUGAGAUGGAUCUGCAGGCCUUCUCCGCCUGGGCCGGGAAGGGGGCGGCCGACAGGAGCGCCAGGCAAGCAGAAGCCGCCACCAGAAGUGCUUCUUCCAUGGUCUGCCUGCCCAGCAGCCCAGGCUGGGCUCUCUCUGGAAGUGGCUUCAGUCUUGUGCUCCCCCUUCCAAAACCAGACCCUUGA
Notechis scutatus (mainland tiger snake) is the source of this 1247-nucleotide messenger RNA. It is a transcript of the gene EDA2R, whose product is annotated as ectodysplasin A2 receptor. The record is from RefSeq and is a predicted model, not a curated record. Gene Ontology annotation, biological process: positive regulation of canonical NF-kappaB signal transduction; positive regulation of JNK cascade. Gene Ontology annotation, cellular component: plasma membrane. Gene Ontology annotation, molecular function: signaling receptor activity; protein binding. NCBI's taxonomy places the organism in Eukaryota, Metazoa, Chordata, Lepidosauria, Squamata, Elapidae.